Molecule: messenger RNA, 777 nt
Organism: Lucilia sericata (common green bottle fly)
Lineage: Eukaryota; Metazoa; Arthropoda; Insecta; Diptera; Calliphoridae
Exons: 1
Coding region: 1-777 (258 amino acids)
Source: RefSeq, a predicted model, not a curated record
AUGCUUGAUGGUGUUAGAAAAAAUGUGCUGGAAAACUUAAUAGCACAGGAAACACGUUUUGGUUGGAUUUUGAUAGGUCCACUUUCUAAUAGCACACAAGGUGCUUUCACCACAAGUGUUUCUUUUUAUACUGAUGUCAGGCUAGAUAAACAAAUAGAAAAAUUUUGGACGCUAGAAGAACCACCACAGCAUUCUCCGUUCACUCCAGAAGACGAAUAUUGCGAGGAACAUUAUAAGAAUACAGUCAAACGAACUUCUGAAGGGCGUUAUAUGGUUUCGUUACCUUUUAAACCACAAUACUCAACUGAUAAUUGUUUAGACAAUUCACGAGAGAAAGCAAAGAAACUAUUUUUGCGGAAUGAGGCAUCAUUAGCUAGAAAGCCUGAUUUAAAAUUGAUUUACGAUAAUGUUCUUACUGAAUAUGAAGUUCUAAAUCACAUGUGUCAGGUUAAAUAUGAAGAGUCAGAGGCGUUAAAAACGUUCUAUUUACCACACCAUGCUGUGUUCAAGCCUGAAAGCUCUGCAACAAAAGUGAGAGUUGUAUUCAAUGCAUCUUGCAGGUCUACAAAUGGAUUGAGUCUUAAUGACUUGUUGUAUUCUGGACCUAUUUUGCAAAAUGACAUAAUGUUACUUGUUAUCAGAUGGCGUUUUUAUCGAUAUGUUUUUAAUGGCGAUAUUGAGAAAAUGUACCGUCAGAUUUUGAUUGACCCUCAACAGUCCAGAUUUCACAGAAUUGUUUUCCGUGAAAAUGAACACGAUGAUUUGAAGGAUUUUUAA